AUGGACUUGGUCGGAGAAUUUCACAAGUUGGAAAUCGAUGGGAAACUAAACCUCGUAUACCACAACGUUCAAUAUCCAUUACCACAGUUAGACAUCCCCAAAUCAGCCAUUGGUUCCGGCCAAGACCUCCCUCUUCAACCUCAUUUCAUAUGCCCUAGAGUACGACAGUAUUUCGCAUUCCGCUUCCGUGGUAUCGAUUUUGAAGAAAAAAUGAUCAAGUUCACAACUUCCCCUCUCUCUGAUGGCACCAGGUAUAAUCAUCCUGUACUCCCUCUGUUUUGGUGCAACAAUAAGGAAGCCGAAGUAUACGAUGAUUGCGAUGCUUGUCACCAUGCAAAAGUCGGCACUUGUUAUUACUUCUGUGACAAGUGUGGUAAAAGAAUAUCUCGUCACCACCACCGCGUUUCUUUCGUUUCUUCUCUCCCAUCGGCAAAACGGUCUUGCGGAGUUUGCCGGCGAGAGGUUGUUAGUCAUUAUGGUGCAUACGUUUGCACUGCGACUACGUGUAGUGGCUACGCUGUUCACACAAAUUGUGCAUUGCGAAAGGAUAUAUGGGACGGAAAGGAGCUGGAAGGAGUACCAGAAGAAGAUGAUGUAUACGACGAUGUUGAGCCGUUCGUGAGGAUAGCCGAUGGAAUGAUACUCCAUUUUUCUCAUGGCCAUAAUCUAAGAGUCGAGACAAGUAGAGUUUAUGACGAAAAGAAGUUUUGUCAAGCCUGUAUCCUCCCGAUCUACGAUGGUGAAUUUUAUGUAUGUGUGGAAGUGGAAUGUAACUUCAUCUUACACGAAACAUGUGCAAAUGCUCCACGCAAGAAGCUCCAUCCUUUACAUCCCCAUCCACUUCAACUAGAGGUCUACGAUGGAGAUGCAUUCAGUUGCACCUUGUGUGGUCUCUUUAGUAAUGGUUUCGUCUAUUGGUGUUACAACGAGGACUGUGACUCUUACUUCCGAAUAGAUAUACGAUGUGCCUUGGUCUCUGAGCCAUUUACAAAUCAAGGUCAUCAACACCCCUUAUUCCUCGCUUUAGACCCAAAAGAAAAGCCAAUGUGCCACGUUUGCAAGUCAACGGAUGAUGAUGAGAAGCUAAGAGUAUUGAACUGCAUCGAAUGUGACUUUGUUAUAUGUUUCGGAUGUGCUACCUUACCCUACACGGCAAGGUAUAAGCAUGACGAUCAUUGCCUCACGUUUUGUCAUGGAGAUGAGGCAAGUGACUCAGAUUGGUGUGAGCUAUGCGAGAGCAAACUAGCAGAUUAUGGAGGGAGAAGAGGGUUCUAUAAAUGCGACGAUUGCUGCACCACGCUUCAUAUACUUUGCUUACUUGGUCCAGGGCAAUAUCUGAAGUCAGGUGGUACUAUCAAACUCGGAAGAGAUGUGAUGCUUAUUCAUGCCAACACUUAUCCUUCUCGACCAAUUUGCUUUUACUGUCAUAGGCAUUGUCCCGAUCCAAUAUUUUUUGUAUUUAGAACAAGGGUAUCAUGUGGAUGUUACUUCUGA
Microthlaspi erraticum is the source of this 1494-nucleotide messenger RNA. Lineage: Eukaryota; Viridiplantae; Streptophyta; Magnoliopsida; Brassicales; Brassicaceae. The record is from the annotation of a GenBank genome assembly.